CUAAUUGGGUUCACCAUCCGAACGGUUCACAAUAGUUCUACAGCCGAAGCUUAAACAUACGAACCCUAAACCCCUGCCCUUCUUCCUUGUGUCUUGCGACUGCAAUUCACUGCCACGUCCCUAUAGCAGAAGAAUCCUUUGUUUUGUCCUCUGACACAUAUACAUAUUAAUCUUCAUGCCUUCUCUCACUAUAUCCGAAUCUCUGUCCUCCGAAUUUCCCAAAGACAAUAUGGAGAAGAAGAAGAAAUUGAAGAACACAAGUAUUGAAACCCUAGAAUUGAAUUCUUCGACCGACAAGAAGGCCAAGAAGGAGAAAAAGUUGAAGAACACAAGUACGAGCUCGAAUGCUUCUGAACCCGAAGAAUUGGAGAAGAAGAAGAAAGAGAAGAAGCGAAAGGCGUUGGACGUUGAUGGAGACGAGGAGGAGGAUAAGAGUGAGACGAGCUCCGAGUUGGGCGAGCCCAUUAAUUCGAAGGCGGUGAGAGGUGGUGACUCGGUGAAGAAGAAGAAACAGAAGCUGAUGGAGGAGGUUGUUGAUGAGGAGGAUGCGAAGAAUGGUGGUGGAGAAGAAGAUGAGAAUCCGAAUGCGGUUUCGAAAUUUAGGAUAUCUGCGCCGUUGAGAGAGGCGCUGAAGUUGAAAGGGAUUGAAUCGUUGUUUCCGAUUCAGGCUAUGACUUUUGAUACCAUUUUGGAUGGUUCGGAUUUGGUUGGACGGGCACGUACUGGUCAGGGUAAAACAUUGGCCUUUGUGUUGCCUAUAUUAGAGUCAUUAAUAAAUGGGCCCACAAAAGCAUCACGGAAGACUGGAUAUGGGAGGGCACCAAGUGUUCUUGUACUUUUACCUACUAGGGAAUUAGCCACUCAGGUGUACAGCGAAUUUGAAGUUUACAGUGGGGCAUUGGAGCUAACUGCAUGCUGUUUAUAUGGGGGAGCUCCUUACCAGGCUCAACAGAUUAAAUUGAAAAGAGGGGUCGAUAUAGUCGUGGGAACACCUGGCCGCAUCAAGGAUCACAUAAAAAGAGGAAAUAUAGACUUCAGCUCGUUAAAGUUCCGUGUCCUUGAUGAAGCUGAUGAAAUGCUGAGGAUGGGUUUCGUUGAAGAUGUUGAAUUUAUUCUAGGCAAGGUAGAGGAUGUCAGCAAAGUUCAAACGCUUCUCUUCAGUGCCACUUUACCAGACUGGGUGAAGCAUAUUGCUUCUAGGUUUCUAAAAAAAGAAAAGAAAACUGCAGAUCUUGUUGGCAAUGAGAAAAUGAAGGCUAGUACCAAUGUUCGGCAUAUAAUUCUUCCCUGUUCUAGUUCAGCCAGAUCCCAGAUUAUUCCUGAUAUUAUUCGCUGUUAUAGCAGUGGUGGUCGUACCAUUAUUUUCACUGAGACGAAGGACUCUGCUUCUGAACUUGCUGGCUUGUUGCCUGGAGCACGUGCUUUGCAUGGGGACAUCCAGCAGGCCCAGAGAGAGGUCACACUUAAAGGAUUCAGAUCAGGCAAGUUCAUGACAUUAGUGGCAACAAACGUGGCAGCACGGGGAUUGGACAUCCACGCUGUCGAGUUAAUUAUCCAGUGUGAGCCUCCACGUGAUGUAGAAGCAUAUAUUCAUCGAUCUGGAAGGACAGGAAGAGCAGGAAAUACUGGGGUUGCUGUAAUGCUUUAUGAUCCUAGAAGGUCAAAUAUUUCUAAGAUAGAAAGAGAAUCUGGUGUGAAAUUUGAGCACAUAUCUGCUCCUCAGCCAGCUGAUAUUGCCAAAGCUACUGGUGUAGAAGCAGCAGAAACAAUCAUCCAAAUCUCUGAUAGUGUCAUUCCGGCCUUCAAGUCUGCUGCUGAGGAACUCUUGAAUACCUCUGGUCUAUCAGCUGUAGAAUUGCUUGCAAAAGCACUUGCCAAGGCUGCAGGUUAUACUGAGAUUAAGAGUAGAUCACUUCUAUCUUCCAUGGAGAACUACAUCACUAUAUUUCUUGAGGCUGGCAGACCCAUCUACACGCUAUCCUUUGCUUAUGGUGUCUUAAGAAGUUUUUUGCCAGAGGAGAAAGUUGAAGCGGUCAAGGGUCUUGCUCUCACUGCAGAUGGAACGGGGGUGGUCUUUGAUGUGCCUGCUGAAGAUUUAGACACACUUCUUGCUGGCGGGGAAAAAGCAGCUGGUGUGAGCUUAGAGGUAGUGAAAACAUUGCCACGCUUGCAAGAUAGAGAUCAGUCAAGAGGGGGAAGAUUUGGCAGUGGUGGUCGUGGUGGCUUUUCUGAUAGGAGAAGUGGUGGCGGUAGUGGUAGGUUCUCAGGAGGAAGAAGUAGUGGUGUUAGGUUCUCCAAUCGAAGAAACAAUAGAUUUUCCCAAGGCCCUAAUUGGAGGAGAGGUGGUAGCAAUAACAGCAAUAAAUGGUGAGGAGCUCUGUAACCGUUAGAUAAAAAGCAUCCUUUCGCCACAAGGGAAAAGUAAUUUUGUGAUAUUGAAGAAAAUAUUUGAAGCUCGGCUUUUUUGAAGACCUCAGGACGAACUGACCCACGUAUUUAUUUAUUUAUAUGCUUUUUUUUUUUUUUUUUUUUUUUUUUUUUUUUUUUGUUAAUGUGUUGUAAUUAUCAUUUUUCAUCUUUUCUAUUUUUUUUUUGGAAAUCCUUUCCCCCUGUUUUCAAGUUUUGUUGGCAAAAGAAAAAAGGUUCGACUGAUGAGUAUAUAUCCUUUUAGAUAAAUAUAUGCUUGAUUUUAUCAUGUUUGUAUAUGUAUACUGGAACUUGGAAGCCAUAA
Cornus florida is the source of this 2731-nucleotide messenger RNA. RefSeq names its product DEAD-box ATP-dependent RNA helicase 7-like. NCBI's taxonomy places the organism in Eukaryota, Viridiplantae, Streptophyta, Magnoliopsida, Cornales, Cornaceae. The record is from RefSeq and is a predicted model, not a curated record. Gene Ontology annotation, molecular function: ATP binding; RNA binding; helicase activity. The coding region runs from base 176 to 2371 and encodes 731 amino acids. The transcript is spliced from 14 exons.